This is a messenger RNA of Mugil cephalus (flathead mullet), 2622 nucleotides long. RefSeq names its product CD209 antigen-like protein E. The transcript is spliced from 6 exons. The record is from RefSeq and is a predicted model, not a curated record. Lineage: Eukaryota; Metazoa; Chordata; Actinopteri; Mugiliformes; Mugilidae. Bases 1035 to 1901 code for a protein of 288 amino acids.
AAUUCAGUCCAAAAGAGCAGGUACCUGUAGGGUAUGUGGAGAAUGUCUCUAUGUCUAAAAAUUCCAGCGCGUGCAUCUGCUGAACUCUUCUGGGCUAAGCCCCGGAUGUGUCAAAAUCCUAGAGAGAGCCUCUGGUGAAAGCCAAUAAAAAAGGGGCAGAAUUUCAGGCCUGAGUCAGGGUUUGUAUUCCAGCAUUAAUUCUUCAUAAUAUGACAUAACUCCCCUUUUUUCAGAGGGUUCAAAGGGGAAAAUGUCCUCUGGGCCCAUGAUUGGUUGUGCCGUUGUGUCAGGUGAGUGGGUUUUAAGGGAGGACCCAAAUGCAGGACAGAAUGCGAUGAAGCUAGGGUUAACACAAAAGGAUAUUUAAUGAAAAGGAACUAAAAUUCAAAACUCCAAAUUACAAAUUACUCCAAAUUACAAAAAUCACAAGAAACAAACAAACAAACAAAAAAAAAAUAGAAAACUACAACAUGGAGACAAAAAGCAUGGCAUGGGUGAUGGAAACAAUGAGAUAAAAAAAAAAUGACACACCAGGGAACAAACAAAGGGAAAGGCAGAGCUAUACAAGAAGGCCGAGGGAUGAUGAGACACAGAUGAAACUAAAGACGGUGGAGCACACAAGUAAAAACCAAUAAGCAAUCAAAGGAAAACACUCGGCAUAACACCAACAGAAAACCAAGACACGAAAUAAAACAGGAAACUCAAAACAUGGAAGCCAGACAGAAUCAUGUCUAAGAUCCAGGUUCUUCUUAUUGAUUUCUUGGAUAAACUGCGCUGGGUGUCCCACAGUGUGUGUCCAGAGAUGGAGGAGGGCAUCCAUCCAUCCAUCCAUCCAUCCAUCCAUCCAUCCAUCUAUCUAUCUAUCUAUCUAUCUAUCUAUCUAUCUAUCUAUCUAUCUAUCUAUCUAUCUAUCUAUCUAUCUAUCUAUCUAUCAUUUGUUUCCUUAUUUAUUUAUUUCUUACUUUUUUUAACCUAAGUUGGGUCGAACUGUGUCACCCUAUGGCAGUGAAGUCAAACUCAUUUUAAUUCAUUUCAUGCGAAUGUGGUUUGGAAGAAACAAACCCUCCAACACGCGCUCUAAACUUUCAUAUCCUCAGAGACCUCUUAACCAGACUGAACAGACUGAACCAGUGACAGAGCUCAACACCAUAGAUCAAAUGUAUGUCUAUGCAGGACCAUCGGUUUAUCCUGGCGGGUGGAACAUAUCUGAAAAUAUUUACAAUAAUGAAGAUGUGGUUCAAACUUUGGAGGCAAACAGGAGUGGAGCUGCUGUCUCAGGUGCUGGAUCGGUAAAGAAGAUCUCUUACAGAGUUGUUGCAGUGUUUCUUGGUCUGCUGUGUCUUCUCCUGGCUGGAUUCAUAGUGAUGGCAUUAUUUUUCAUCCAAGGCAAUUCUCAGCUGCAUAUGAAGAUGGACCUGUUACAGACCAGGUACGACAACCUGACCAGAGAGAAAGCUGAACUGCAGAGGACAUUUGAUGACAUGAACAAACAGAGAACUCUUCAAGGCUGUCAACAACCAUGGGUGUGGUUUGGUGGUAGUUGCUACUACAUUUUUCCAAGCACAAAGUCCUGGCAAGAAAGUAGAAAUGACUGUCAGCAGAGAGGAGCAGACCUGACCAUCAUCAACAGUCCAGAAGAACAGGAAUUUUUAAUACAGUUCAAAACGUCCACAUGGAUCGGACUGACUGACAGAGAGAGAGAAGGCACAUGGAAAUGGGUGGAUGGGACUCCACUGACCACAAGGUACUGGGCCCCUGGUGAGCCAAAUGGUUUCCUAUACAGAGAUGAAGACUGUGCAGAAAUAACCAUCCACCAAUCACAGGAAUCACGAAACAGAUGGAAUGAUCACUCCUGUGACGAUAAAAAAUCGUGGAUCUGCGAGAAGAAACUGACUACAUAAAUCAGCAUCCAGACAGAUAAGUUAAUGAUAGAACAGACAGGAAGUUCAUCUUCUCAACUGCAAUUGCUAAUACAAUCAUUAAUCAUAUAGGGCAUAGACACAUAUUCAUCUUCACUCACUGUUUUUAACACUGAAAAUUGCUAUGCAUUAUUUUUUAGAUUCAUCUGAACUUAGUCCAUUAUAACUUUAUUCUUCAUCAGUUUUACAAGGAAAUCUAGAUUCUUCGUUAUCCUGUGAAAUCAGCUACAGGCAGGCUUGACAACAGCAAGCUGUUCAGCUGUCUUUGGGUAGUAGCAGCUGAAGUGUAACAAGAUGUCACAAAAAUAGAUUUCCCUGUUUUUCCCCCCAAAGGUGGUCAGCAGUCAAAGAGGUAAUGGGAAUAGAAUUUAUGUAAAAAUGUAUAAAGAGUGUUGCAGCUGGAACUACUAAAGGGAAGUAGCUAACAUUAGCUAGCAGCUAGUUGAUAUUACAUAGGAAAAAACGAUCUGUUAUUAUUAGCAUCUGUCUGUAAAUCUAACUGUAGUGUGUGAGAAUUGUGUACCUAAAAAUAAUUAAGCUUCUUUUAGAGGGGAAAGUAGCUAAAGUUAAUGUUAGGCUAUAACGUCGAACCGUCUUGUUGAUUUUCUUUUUCAUGCAUGAUAGCAGCUAAAUAAAGUAAAACAAUGUAAAUACUGUACAUGACAAGAUGCAUGGUUCAUUAAACAUCUCAGUGUUUACUGUU